AUGUUGUAUUUUCUGACAACAGGAAGCAACUUCCUGAAAAUCAUUAGCUUGGUCAAACAAGUGGUCAAUAGCCGGCACAUAAGUUUGACGAGAAUGGCUAAAAGUAAAUUUGAAUAUGUGAAAGAAUUUGAGCGUGAUGACAGUUGUUUGCCAAAUUGUUGGAUUGUGGUUAGAAUUGAUGGAAGAAAUUUUUCAAAAUUCUGUGAAGCGCAUCAAUUUACUAAACCGAAUGAUGUAGCUGCUUUGCAAUUAAUGAAUCGCGCGGCUAUUACGGUUAUGGAAGAUUUUAAAGAAAUCAUUCUAGGUUUUGGUCAAAGUGAUGAAUAUUCUUUUGUCUUUCGAAAAGACACUGAACUUUACAAACGAAGAGCUUCAAAAUUGAUGACAAAUGUGAAUUCUCUUUUUGCAUCAUCGUAUGUUUAUCAUUGGCCUCGUUUCUUCCAAGGCAAGGAAUUAUAUUAUCCACCAUCUUUCGAUGCCCGUGUUGUAUUGUAUCCUACAGAUAAAAACUUAAGGGAUUAUUUAGCAUGGCGACAGGCUGAUGCUCAUGUAAACAAUUUAUAUAACACCUGCUUUUGGAAUCUUGUAUUAAAAGGAAAGCUAACUCCAACUCAGGCAGAAGGAAAACUUAGAGGUACAUUGGCAUCACAUAAGAACGAAUUACUUUUUCAAGAAUUUGGUAUAAAUUAUAAUAAUGAGCCACCACUUUUUCGAAAGGGUACUACACUUAUAAGGAAAUUAAUACCUGAUGGGACAGGUAGAUUAAAACCUGCAGUGGUUCCAUUGGUAGAUGAUAUUAUUGGAGACCGUUUCUGGAAAGAAAACCCGGAAGUACUCGGGUUAAAAAGUUUAGCAACUUAUCAACCUCCAAAUUUAGUAAAUAAUGUUAGUUCAAAUCCAAUCAGAACAACAAAACCACCAUCUCCAACCACGAACAUGAAACAUAUUAAUAACACUCCACCACCUCCAGUUGCUAACGUGAAUUCUAUGAAAGAAGAAGUGCACCCAGCAAGAAACCGAGAAUCAGAUGGAGAAAGAAUGCAGUGUGAAAGUGAACGAAUUUGUAGAAGAUAAGAAGUGUUUUAUAUUUUUUUUAUAAUAAAUUUGAAAAACAUCCUAACGGAAAA
Bombus pyrosoma is the source of this 1127-nucleotide messenger RNA. RefSeq names its product probable tRNA(His) guanylyltransferase (gene THG). The coding region runs from base 1 to 1074 and encodes 357 amino acids. Gene Ontology annotation, molecular function: magnesium ion binding; tRNA guanylyltransferase activity. The transcript has 3 exons. The record is from RefSeq and is a predicted model, not a curated record. NCBI's taxonomy places the organism in Eukaryota, Metazoa, Arthropoda, Insecta, Hymenoptera, Apidae. Gene Ontology annotation, biological process: tRNA modification.